UAUAGAUUUUAGUGCAUUUUCCGUCCCGAAAAACUUAAUUUUAGUGUACGAUUAAUGAAAAACCUUUAUUUGAUACUGACGAAAUACCACAGCUUCGAAAAUGAAGACGAUGCGCCAGAAAACUCCCAUCAAGGUCCUGCCGAAGGUGACGGCCCUGCAAAGUCGUGGAAAUUCUGGCAACAACUUGCAAAGCGAUCCGGUGCAGGUAUACUGCCGCGUUCGUCCGUUGCCUUGCGAAUCCGAUCUGUCCUGUUUGCGGGUCACGGCUCACAAUACGGUCGUCUUGACACCACCUGAGAUUGCGAUCAACUACAAGAUCACGAGCCUGAAGGAAACGCAGUACAUCUUCAAGCAUGUGUUCGAGGCUUCCUCUACGCAGCAUGAGGCUUACUCGACGGUCGCCCAACCGCUAGUCGAAGGGCUGAUUCGGGGAAGGAACGGGUUGCUGUUUACCUACGGGGUAACCGGGAGUGGGAAGACCUACACGAUGACUGGGGACAUUCACCAUCGGGGAAUUAUGCCGCGGUGCUUGGAUGCGCUGUUCCGAACGAUUGCGGACUUCCAGGCGAAGAAAUUUGUAUUCAAGCCGGACCGAUUGAAUGGGUUCGACAUUUUGUCGGAGGCGGAUGCCAUGUUGGAACGACAGGCGGAACUGCACUCAAAGCUGAACAAGGGAAAGCGAAAGGAUCUGGAUCCGGAGAUUGCUUCGAAAGUGUCGGUGGAACCGUCGGAACUGAGUGGGAUUGAUGAGGACAAUAUAUAUUCCGUUUUUAUUACGUACGUUGAGGUGUAUAAUAAUUGCGUUUAUGAUCUGCUGGAGGAGACGACCAUUCAAAAGACAUUGCAAAGCAAGAUGGUCCGCGAGGAUGCCAAUCGCAACAUGUUUGUCCACGGAGUGACGGAAGUCGAAGUUAAAACGAUGGAAGAAGCGCUGGAAGUGUUCCAGUUUGGUCAAAAGCGUAAGCGCGUUGGUCACACGAUUCUGAACGCGGAAUCCAGUCGAUCGCAUUCGGUUUUCACCAUCCGAUUGGUUCAGGCUCCGGUAGAUAAUCACGGUGAGCACGCAGUUCAGGAUCGGAACGCAGUCACAAUCAGUCAGCUUUCGUUGGUGGAUUUGGCGGGUAGUGAGAGGACAAGUCGAACCGGGAACACCGGACAGAGGUUGCGCGAAGCCGGAAAUAUCAAUAACAGUUUGAUGACACUGCGGACGUGUUUGGAGAUUUUGCGGGAGAAUCAGAUGACCGGAAGUUUGAAAAAGGUACCGUACAGAGAUUCGAAGAUAACACACCUGUUCAAGAACUAUUUCGACGGUGAGGGACAGGUUCGGAUGAUAGUUUGCGUCAAUCCGAGGGCUGAAGAUUACGACGAGACGGCUCAGGUGAUGAAGUUUGCCGAAAUGACGCAGGACGUGCAGAUAACUCGGCCAACGCCAGUCAAGGUUGAUGUGGGACUGACUCCAGGACGCCGCAAGGCCAAUCAACUGUUCAAGAUUGCAAUGAACGACAUCGAAAAGCGACACCAAGAGGGUAUCAAAAUGGAUGUGGAUCUGGGAUUGGUGUACAGCCUGGGUCCCAACUUCCCGGAACUGAAAAUGAACGGUCCGGAAGCGCAGGAAAUUAUCAGGGAGUUGAUCAAACUGUUGGAAAUGAGAAUCGUCAAACGUCGAUCGCUGAUCGAAGAUUAUGAUGUGCGACAAGACCGAUUCCGAAUGAAUCUGUUGAAGAUUGAGAGAGAUAACGUGGCACUGAGGGCGGACAAUUCCUCGAUCAAGGGAGUGUUGAACCAGAACCGGCAGAAGAUCAAGGCAAUGGAGAACAAAAUUGUGAUCUACGAGAGUUCGAUUGACGACCUAAACCGACGUAAUCGGACGUUGGAGGAAAGGGUGAGGGAUCUACAGACACAGUUGAAUCAGAAAACAAAGAUGCUCAAUCAGAAUGAGAUCGAGAAGGAGCGGCAGCGGAAGAAAUUCACCUCGAAGAUUGCCGUCGAAUCGGAGAAGAUGAGCCGUGAGUUGGAAGUGAAGCUGCAAGAGCAGAAGAACAAGCUGCGGGAGGAAAUGCGCGAGAAGGACGAGCGAUUGAGGCUGGUUUCUGAGAUCAUCAAGGGCGAGACACCGGUCAAGAAGGUUGCCAGAUCGAACAGUGUGGAUGAGUUGGCGACGCCGCUUACCAGUCACGUGACGGCGACUUCGAAUGGAGCACUGCAAACGCCGCGUUCCAGACGGGGAGUCGCAGUGGCCAAUCCACGUCAUCGUCGUUCGCGUUCGACCGGUGAGCGUUGGCUGGAGCAUCGGGCAGCGAACCCCGUACCACUGGGAACGAUUUUCCAGCCUUACUACACCGAUCGGAAGUCCAUCACGAAGCUGACCGAUGCUCGGGACGUAACUAGCGCCAAGGCUUCUAAGUACUGUCUUAUCUCUCAGGACGCCGAUACUGAGGGUGAGGUAGAGACGAAAAUCUUCAAAGGGGACGUCAUUCCUACGACCGGCGGUGGAGCCCAGGUCAUCUUCAACGAUGUGGAGUGCCUGAAACAGUAUUCCCCAUCGAAAUCUCCCGGCGGCGGUGGCGGUCGGAAACGUCCCAGUAGCAGCCACCAACUGGCUGCUGUCCCGGUGGCAAGCGCUCCCACUCUGGCGGAAAUUCAAAUAACAAGUUCCAAGUGUAGUACGGGCAUUCAAGGACACUCCGGAGGCGGUGGAAAGAAGCCUAAACAUUGAUUUUCUAUUUCUUGAUUUGGAUAUUCGUUGUAAAUACUAUUUAACAAGUUUAAUUUUAUUAUCGAUAAUCUUGAAAAUAAAACCCACUUCCACGUUACGGUAAAGAACGUCACUCUGUGAUCG
Molecule: messenger RNA, 2839 nt
Organism: Ochlerotatus camptorhynchus
Lineage: Eukaryota; Metazoa; Arthropoda; Insecta; Diptera; Culicidae
Gene: pav
Product: pavarotti
Exons: 4
Coding region: 101-2716 (871 amino acids)
Biological process (GO): microtubule-based movement; mitotic spindle midzone assembly
Cellular component (GO): nucleus; microtubule; kinesin complex
Molecular function (GO): ATP binding; microtubule binding; ATP hydrolysis activity
Source: RefSeq, a predicted model, not a curated record